Molecule: messenger RNA, 1124 nt
Organism: Ostrea edulis (European flat oyster)
Lineage: Eukaryota; Metazoa; Mollusca; Bivalvia; Ostreida; Ostreidae
Exons: 5
Coding region: 47-1111 (354 amino acids)
Source: RefSeq, a predicted model, not a curated record
UGAUUUGGUUAGGUGUCUCAACUAUUGUAAAACCCAAGGAGAGUAUAUGUAUUAUGGUGAUGAUGAUGUACAUGACAGAAUCCAAGCAUCGUCAUCGUCGGAUAUAGCGUGGACGGGGAUUGCUAAACAGAUAUUCAUCUCUUCAAGCGUUGGCAGUAUACAUUCAAAUUCUAUUCUAUUGCAAUGCUUCAACUGCAACAGGGACGGGUGUUCUUUCGGAAAUUGCUCGGAGAGAAGACAUGCGAUAUGUAACAAGCAUCGACCGGAAACAUAUACUUCAUCAACUUCAUCGUCUACCACCUCAUUAACAUCAGUCUCAAGUUCAGAACAACCACCAGAACAACCAUCUAUUGCGCCACCAAGAUCAAGCACCGCGACACAAUCAUCUACAAGUUUAUCUAGCCAUUUAUCAGCUACAAACACAACGAUGAUUUCAAUUACCGAGUCAUCGACAUCGACAGCUGGGAAAACAUCCACAGUUACGCCAUCGUCAUUAGAAAAUUAUCAAGAUCACGGUAUCAACACACAGACAAUCGUGGCUGUUGUGAUCAGUCUGGUAGCCAUAUCCAUUUUUGUUGGCGUCACCUUCUUCUGUAUAAGAAAGAAAAUAUGUCACCAUAAAGAUCAGGAUGGACCCCGAAGUCGAGAUGAAAGAGAACUAGUCACCUAUGACGAGAUACAGUUGACUGAACCCAAACUAAACACAAAUGGAAUUGUGGUUAACGACAACUACUUUGUACUAGAACCAGAACAGAAAAGUAUUAAACAGGAAAUUCUACAGGACAAUGAAUGUUAUGAUCACUUAGGGGACGUCGACAAGGAGAAGGGGUAUACAAACUCUCAUCUAUACACAAACACGAUAGAGUUCACUGCAGAACAAAAUAACUCAGGGGAUGACGAAGAUCAGUUGUAUAACCAUUUAUGGGAGAAGAGCUCUGGGCCGGUCGAAGAUUCAGACAUUUACAGUCACAUGCCUCCGGAGGAUGAUUACGAAUAUAGCACUGCUGAAAGAGAAGAUUUGAAGAGGACCAGCAACUAUGAUCAUGUGGUCCUUAACGAAAAUAAUUCUUUUGAAAUUGUGAGAAAUGGAAAUGAUCCCUGUGAAAUAUAAAGACAAUCAAAAC